Glycine soja is the source of this 937-nucleotide messenger RNA. RefSeq names its product NAD(P)H dehydrogenase (quinone) FQR1-like. Lineage: Eukaryota; Viridiplantae; Streptophyta; Magnoliopsida; Fabales; Fabaceae. Gene Ontology annotation, molecular function: FMN binding; NAD(P)H dehydrogenase (quinone) activity. The coding region runs from base 104 to 715 and encodes 203 amino acids. The record is from RefSeq and is a predicted model, not a curated record. The transcript is spliced from 4 exons.
CCGUUAUUAUGCACAUUCCUCGACUUAGCUAUCAAUUCAUUCAUAAAGAAAUAAAAACAAAAGAGAAGCACGAACAGUAACUUUAGAAGAUCGAUCAUCAUCAAUGGCUGUCCAAGUUUAUAUUGUGUACUACUCUAUGUACGGGCAUGUGGAGAGAUUAGCAGAAGAAAUAAAGAAAGGAGCUGAUUCGGUGGAAGGCGUUGAGGCCAAACUAUGGCAGGUAGCUGAGAUAUUGCCAGAAGAGGUUCUUGGCAAAAUGGGAGCACCACCAAAGAGUGACGUACCAAUCAUUACCCCUAAUGAGCUCUCUGAGGCUGAUGGGUUUGUCUUUGGCUUCCCAACAAGAUUUGGAAUGAUGGCUGCUCAGUUCAAAGCUUUUAUAGAUGCAACUGGAGGUUUGUGGAAAACACAACAACUUGCAGGGAAGCCGGCUGGAAUCUUCUAUAGCACUAGUUCCCAGGGUGGUGGACAAGAGACUACAGCGCUGACUGCUAUAACUCAGUUGGUUCAUCAUGGAAUGCUAUUUGUUCCAAUUGGAUACACAUUUGGUGCUGGAAUGUUUGAGAUGGAGGAACUCAAAGGUGGAAGCCCAUAUGGUUCAGGAACUUAUGCUGGUGAUGGUUCAAGACAGCCAACUAAGCUUGAACUGGAGCAAGCAUUCCACCAAGGCAAGUAUAUUGCCGGCAUCACAAAGAAGCUCAAGGAAGCUGCAUAAUGUUGAAUCAAUUAAGAUUUAGAAUUAAAUAUAUGUUUGAGAAUCGUUCAUUAUAUUUUAGUCCUAGAAUGUUCUGAGUUCUGUUUCUUUAGGUGCUUGCAUGUUAUAGUUUUCUUAUCUUUCAAAAAGAAAAUACUAUGUAUUGAGUUAUAUUUUUAUGUUACACUACGGUGUAGUGAUUAUUGAAAUUUAUUGAAUAAAGGAAGUUUGUUUUGUCUUGUC